ACUAUCUUAAGGAUGAGGAUUUAUUAAAAGAAUCUUAUUCAAAUUUAAGUAUUAAUUCUUCAAUUGAAAAUGACAAAAUAAAAACUGCUGAAAUUAUUGAUGAAAAAUAUAAUGAUUCUUUAUUUGAUAUUAUAUUUAAUUAUUUAUUUUAUUUUCAUUUGAUUUUAUUAAACAAUUAUUAAUUGAAGAACAUCAUAUUAUUGAAUAUGAACUUGAAUAUGGAUUUUUACGUUUAUCAUCUCAAACAAGACAAAGACUUAAUAUUGAAGUUUUACUACUUAGAUUAGAUUUGACAAAUAAUAGAUGUUUUGAUGGUGGUGUAAAUCGAUGUUAUGCUUGA
This is a messenger RNA of Rotaria sp. Silwood1, 340 nucleotides long. Lineage: Eukaryota; Metazoa; Rotifera; Eurotatoria; Philodinida; Philodinidae. The record is from the annotation of a GenBank genome assembly.